UAUUGGGCUUGAUGGUUAUAAAUUAAACAAAGGCGCGAAAGUGCGAAACCAUCGUUAGGGUUUCUGAGUGCAGUGAGGGUUUUGUUGGUUCUCUACUCUACUCAACUAUUCACCAUGAGCAGAUCAGGGCAGCCACCGGAUUUGAAGAAGUACAUGGACAUGAAGCUUCAGAUAAAACUUAAUGCAAAUAGGAUGAUUGUUGGUACCCUCAGGGGUUUUGACCAGUUUAUGAACUUAGUUGUUGACAACACUGUGGAAGUCAAUGGCAAUGAAAAGAAUGAAAUAGGGAUGGUGGUAAUUAGAGGAAACAGUGUAGUUACUGUUGAAGCACUUGAACCUGUGAACAGGGCCUGAUUUCUGUUUCAUUGUAAUAUUUCUCAGUAUAUUGCAUUGUUUGAAUUGGUGUGUAUUUUGAACAAUGUAGAUGGCUGAGUUCUGUGAGUAACAUGAAAUUGUGGAUCUUAAAGGUUCUUUUCCUUUCUCAGCUGAUUUGUUAGUGUAGCGUAUGGUGCAUACCGCUAUGGUUUUAUUGGGAUGGCA
Arachis ipaensis is the source of this 540-nucleotide messenger RNA. RefSeq names its product putative small nuclear ribonucleoprotein G. Gene Ontology annotation, biological process: mRNA splicing, via spliceosome; spliceosomal snRNP assembly. Gene Ontology annotation, molecular function: RNA binding. Gene Ontology annotation, cellular component: U2 snRNP; P granule; spliceosomal tri-snRNP complex. Lineage: Eukaryota; Viridiplantae; Streptophyta; Magnoliopsida; Fabales; Fabaceae. The record is from RefSeq and is a predicted model, not a curated record.